AUGCGUGGUAAGCAAAUAAAAAUCAAACUUAUUAAUCCAUUUGCAUUUGGUAUACAUUUAUAUAAAUCAUUUAAUAAAGCAACUACACGUGGUGUUGUACCACAACCAACUGCAGAUGAACAAGCACGAGAUCAACAUGCCAGACAUGCAAUGUUAGUUGUUGGUUAUAGUGAUCAAUCACAAGCAUUUAUUGUUCGCAAUUCAUGGGGAGAAAACUGGGGUGAUAAAGGAUAUUGCUAUAUUUCAUAUAAUUAUGUAGCUAAUUCUGAUUUUUGCUUUGAUGCGUGGGCUAUUCGAGAAUAUGAAACUAAUGAUAUGGGACAUGAUAAUUGGGAUAAUGAUGAUUCUACUGAUUAUAUAAAUAGAAAUGGAAAUGAUGACAUUAAUGAUGAUGAAGAUCACCAUGAAAUUAGAGAAAUUAAAGUAGAUGAAAAUGACAUCAGUGGCGAUGAUGGCGUCAUUGAUGAUAAUGACGGAACUAGUAUAACAAGUAGUAGUUCAUAUAAUUGA
Adineta steineri is the source of this 510-nucleotide messenger RNA. The record is from the annotation of a GenBank genome assembly. Lineage: Eukaryota; Metazoa; Rotifera; Eurotatoria; Adinetida; Adinetidae.